Molecule: messenger RNA, 4982 nt
Organism: Rhopilema esculentum
Lineage: Eukaryota; Metazoa; Cnidaria; Scyphozoa; Rhizostomeae; Rhizostomatidae
Product: homeobox protein HMX2
Biological process (GO): regulation of transcription by RNA polymerase II
Cellular component (GO): nucleus
Molecular function (GO): RNA polymerase II transcription regulatory region sequence-specific DNA binding; DNA-binding transcription factor activity, RNA polymerase II-specific
Source: RefSeq, a predicted model, not a curated record
GUAUCCACAAAAAUAAGCCAUAAAAAGUCAUUAAAUUGUCCAGGAAGACAAAAGAAGGAGUUUUUGACACGUUGUUAAUCCAGCAAAUACGAAUGACGUUUAUUUGCUACAGUUUUUAAGAGAACACUUUCAUAAGUAGCCUCGCAAAACUCUUUUGAUGAUCAAUGCAGCUAAAUUGAAUAUUAUGGGUUCGUUUGUUAAAAGAAUUCAAAUAUCCUCUUUUUUCGUUAAGUCUACGCGUUUAAUGUGCCUAUAAAGAAAUUUGAUGUCUUUUGGUAGUCGAAAAUAUCCACAAUGCCAAAGCAAUAUUUCUUUUAAAAAAUCUAACCAAAUUUGUCCAGAAAAGAGUGAAUAUUAAAUCCUUCUGCAUCAUGAAAUUUAGCUUAUUUGAUGUUAAUAAGAUAGAAUCGUAUAAUUUUGCAAGUACGUUAAUUAGAGCAAGCAAUAAUGGGUGGCCUAGCUGGCAGCUCUCCGAAACAAGAUCGAAACUGGGAUUAAGCGACAAGACGUCACGUGAUACUGACUAAUGGAUCGUUAACGGGCGGCUUUGUAACGCGCUAAGUAGGCUGUCUGUACUUCAAUACAAAUUAUAAGGCAAUCAAAUAGAUUACGAUUGCCGUAAUCAAUUCAAAAUCGCAGACAAGUAAUCUUGGAAAUUCCAACGCUAAUCAUUGCCGAGGAAACAAUAAAUUAGUGCAUCUCCUUUGUUGAGGUGAAUUUAUUUUUCCGCCAUCUGAGACCAUAUUGGCCGUGUUUGCUUGCCAUUGCAAAAAAACAGACCAGAAAGAAAGUCGAGUUCUGCUCAAUUUUAUUAGAGUAUUACUUUCUACAUUAAGAACUAGCCUUGACUGCUUUACAUAAAUGGUUUUCUGGGUUGGAGGGCGGAGGUUGUGGUCAUGAUUUGGGAGCAGAGGCAUGCAGUGGGGUAGCGAUAUGAAAAUAAAAGGGAGGAUGUCAUGCAGUUUUUCAAUACCUAAAAAUAUGAUAUGCUUCUAUUUGGCAUACGAUUCAGCCCCAUAGGCACCUUUACAUCACACCCAAUAGGGCCAUGCUACCUACAUUUGAAAAACAAAUAGCUCGGGUACCACAUAACCUAGAAAAUGGAGCUUUUUGAGUAGCGGGGCAAGACAAUGAACUUAACGAGUAUCUUUCUUUAGCUACUUACGCCUCUAUACUCAAUUUUCUGAUUUUCAAGGUAAUUUUGAGAUUAGUUGCACAACAACCUCUAAUGAUUUCCGUCACUGCUUUUACCAGUGAUGUCAACAUGUUUUAGAUGCUCUUGUUUCCCUAGAAUUUACUAAAGCAGGCCUAGCUCCUUUGAAAAGAAACUCUGUUUCAAAAAUGACGAGUUUUUAGCUAUCUGCGUGUUCUGCGUCGGCGAAUUUUACAUGUUUUUCGGCAAAUAAAGGAUGCAAAUGGGACCUAGACACUUUGGGCAUACUACUCCUCACAACAUAUCCCCAUCCGCAAUCACACUUUAUCGUAAUGAAAUAUCCGACAAAAUAAUGAAUUAAUUUCCUUUUAGGAUCUUUCAAGAUGUUCAUCAUAUCGUUAAAUCAUUAUCUUCUCGCCUCCUCCAGGUAUAUAUCAAGAAGCCUUUCUUGAUCCAGCAUACCACUGUUAUCCCGGCAAAUAACAUAUGUCCAAAACAGUACAAAAGAAAUAAAAACUAAUCGAAAAUUAAUGAAUGGUAAUUUGUCGUUUAUUGUUUUGUUUAGCGAACAACGUCUGUUUACAAGUGUUUGGCUUCCACGAGACCAAUUGAACACGCAGAUCGAAUUCAAGCGGACGUCAUUAUCACUUUGGGGUGCCUUUGAAUUCUUCAAUGAGCUUUUGAUUCGUUUUCCCAUUAUUUCUAGCAUUCCAGUAUUACCUCUGAGCCAAUGCUCGUUAACACCGAGAUAAGUAGAUUUCUCAGCCAUUUCAUAACAUACGUCGUUUUCACAUUUGGCAGUUAUUAGAUGCUAUCCAUUUACUCUUGAGAUUUCAAAAUUUAGCUGCAUCUGCCCCCCGCCUUCCCCCCCCCCCCUUAACAAAGUCAGGUAGUCACACUCUCAAGCCAGUGGAUAGCGAGAAAUACGAUGGGUGCCGCACUGUCUAAAGGCGCGGCCCUAAAGGUCUAUGUAGUCAGUAGUCCUAUUGUCCUGGCGAAGUCAAUGCCGAUGUACAGAGCAAUUAUACAAACAUGUAACAUAGCACGGUUUCCAUUUUGUGACAGUUUCUACAAUCAUGGCGUCCUGAUUUUCUAGAACGAGCAUCUUAGAUGCUGCCUUGAAAGCAAGGAAAACGGCUGAAUAAGACAAUGCUUAGGUAGAGAAGGGUGGAAUAAUAGGUGGCUUUGGGCGAGGGGCAAUUCACUCUUGCAUACAGCGUACGAGAUUUCGACAAGAACAUAAGGAUAUCCAGGAUUUUUCAGAUAAAACGAAAGGAUUUCCACCAAAGGUGUACGAGAUUUUCAUGGAGAGAUUUGCCUCUCGGCUUUGGGGGGCUCUUCAGGCCCAACCCCCUUUAAAAUGCCAAAAGUGGCUCAGUCAGACUUAGGCUCCUUGUUCUUUGCAAAGCGCCUCGCCUCUGUUAGAAGGAGAUAUCGAUAGGAAAGAUAAGAAUCUCCCUGUGGCAUUAUUUCGUAAAUGAAAGGCUUCAAAAUAUUUGCUAUACAAAACUUUGAAAAUGACGAAAUAUUUCCAACAUAAAUUGUUCUGUUUCCUCUGAGAUUUUUCCUGAGGUGAAUAUCAUUAUCGAAAGGGUUCUUAAUUGCACCUUGUUUCCCUUCGCUCUUAAAGAUGUGAUAUCCAUUAAUCAAUUUGUAAUUUGCCUUAUGUGUUUACAACAACUUAUGGUGACUGUCAUUAACGCCAAAGUUUAAUGGUUUGAAAAACGAUAUUCCCUUGAUGAGAUAAGAAUGAUUAAACAAUUGCUCUAUUAGCAAGGAGCUUGCUCAUAACAAAUGGCCAAUAUUACUUUGGUGUUAACGAGUCUCUCUCUAUGUCUUACGGAUAGAGGGCGUGCCGAAGGCAUUGAAAUGAGUGCAAUGGAGACCCAUUGAAAUACUCCAACAAACUGCGAACUAGUCAUUCUGACGUGCAAGCUGCGCAGUACAGGUGUUUCGAUUAGACUGAGUGGCGGAUCGUGUUUUAUACACUGCAAACAUGAGCGAUAUCAAGUGCAAGCCUUUAAAAUCAUUUCGCAUCUCAGACAUUCUUGGCAGGGAAGAAUUUAUAAAAAACACAGAAGAGAUAAGCAAAGAACGUCAGCCAAAAGCAUGGGCAGAAGACGUUAAAGAAGAGGUGGUCAAAAGAGACAGAUAUAUGGUACUGAAAAGCAGUGUUGAUCGAGAGAUGGAUCACGAACAAGUGGAAUGGAAGUACCCUGUGCAAUACAAUAUAACAUCUCAGAUGUACCCUAACUGGCUGCCAUGGAUAGCUGACAAACUAAAGUUUGAAAAGGAAACAGGAAAUCUCGAAGACUGGCAUCCAGAAAAAGCUCCGCUGGUUUCAUUCUCAAGCCCCCAAAAAGAAGCUAAGGACACGAUUCUGUCGACGAAAGAAUUCGAUCGCCAAAACCAUUGCUCCGAGAAACGAAAGAAGACGCGAACAGUAUUUUCCCGACGACAAGUGUAUCAGCUGGAAUCAGCUUUCGAACUGAAACGUUAUCUUUCGUCGUCCGAAAGGGCAUCUCUCGCAAGUUCAUUGAAACUGAGCGAAACACAAGUAAAAAUUUGGUUUCAAAAUCGCCGCAACAAAUGGAAGCGGCAACUGGCAACUGAACUGGAAUUCUCUAAUAUGUCGUACGCGGUAGCGCAAGCAAAUACGGGUUCGCUUCGACAGAAAAUCGUUCCCGUACCAAUACUAUAUCGACAGCCCUUCGCAAGGCGCGUUCCAUCAUCAUGGGCCACGGUUCCGCGAUUUAUUUCAUCGGAAACUGAAAACCAUUCACCGAUUUCAGAAAACGAGAUUCCUCGUUAUUUUGAUAAAUAUUCGACGCACAUUUCCAGCUUGAAAAGAAUUACACCUCCACUGUAAUGGGAUACUAUGUAUAUAUAAUGAAUUUCGCUGUAUAAAGCUAUUAAAUUUGAUUGUCAUUUUAUUUGUAGAUAACUAUGUAGAAUAGAAUCUGUCACCAGUACUUGAGUAUUACGCUUUGCUUCACAUUUUCUUUAUGGAACUCAUUUCAAAACCCAAUCUCCAGGAAGUGUAUGGUGAUUAACAGUAACAAAUGCCUGUUGACAAGCAUCAGAAUUGAAAUUAGAAAUCCAUUGACUUCUUUAUGUUUCGGAUACAGAUUCGUUCUGUUUUAUGCAAAGAAAUCUAGCUCACUAAAACGUCUACUUUGCCUACCUUUCUAGUUGUCAUUCCUGUCAAAGAAAUGCACGCCAAACAGAUCAGCCGUAAUAUUUACCAUGACAUAAACUAGGUUGAUGUAUUUGUGCGUGCCAAUUUAAAAAUUGGUUAUGUCAACAAAAGUUGAGCAUUGUAAGGACUUGGGAAUGAUUAUGAUAUAUUUGCAGGGUGGCCAGAGCACGUUUUGGAGUUGUUGGGGGUGGGAUGCUCUAGACGAGCUGACCAUACUUAAGGCUCAUACCACGCCUGCUUUCGUUUCAGGCACCCCGUCAGCUGAUAACUGUUAAAUGAUUAGCGAUUUUAAAUAUCAUGUUGAAUAGGAUCCUUGAACAAAUUUUUUUUGAAAGAAAACAAAUAGGCCCUUUUUAAAUGGCAUAUUUUGGACAAAUUGGCAUUUUUACUUGUUCGCUAGAAAAUGGGAGAGAAUAGGCCCACAGAGCUGCCGCAGUUUAAGCAAGAACAACCCAGAAAAACUUAAAGAAGUAGUGGACAAAAGGGCUGGAAUCAAGGAUAUCAAUUUCUUUAAGAGCUAGAGAGCUUGUAUUGCAGUAAUUAUGGUCAGAUUUAUCAUCUUAUCUAGUGAAGAAAUUAAAGAGGAAAUUUUCUCACCGUUAACUUGCAAACUUAAAUGCCUGGGAGAAA